Messenger RNA from Pygocentrus nattereri (red-bellied piranha), 5214 nucleotides. RefSeq names its product adhesion G-protein coupled receptor G2-like. Gene Ontology annotation, cellular component: membrane. Gene Ontology annotation, molecular function: G protein-coupled receptor activity. The transcript has 23 exons. NCBI's taxonomy places the organism in Eukaryota, Metazoa, Chordata, Actinopteri, Characiformes, Serrasalmidae. Gene Ontology annotation, biological process: adenylate cyclase-activating G protein-coupled receptor signaling pathway; cell surface receptor signaling pathway. The record is from RefSeq and is a predicted model, not a curated record. Bases 128 to 2614 code for a protein of 828 amino acids.
CCGGUGUUGUAUUACAGCGAAUGUGUUACACUAGUAUUGCAUUACAGUGGGAUGUCUGUGUCAAGUUUUGAGCAAGUCUCAAUUAGAAGGCGACAGUGUUUACGACUGUUUACCCAGUCGUGGAUGGAUGAUGAGCGCAGCUCUCAGCAGAUGCUUCAUCAUGCAGCCAAAACUUCUGACUUUUGUCCUGCUGUCUGCGCUGGUCCUGCAAGGUCACUCAGACACUGGGACGGUGUGUUCGUCGAGCUGCAGCGGUCCAGUUUACAAAUUUAGCAAUAUCAGCUUCAGAAUCACAAGCUCCAGCUUGAGCAGCACAUCACUGUGUCAGUACUUCUAUAACAUAUCACUCUCUCUGAACUCUGCACAGUAUGAACCUGCAAAAACCCUGCAGUGCGAGUCUUUCAGUGUUACUGUACAGUCAAUCAGAGACAGAUUGAAUAAUACGUUGACAAACAAUCCCAGAGUAGAUAUGAUUUUCCGGAGCAGCACAUCAAACCUCACCUUACUUAGUUUUAAGCUCGGAGAUGAUGACUUCACACUGAUGGACCUGGGCAGCUUUGUUGGGAUGAAUUGCACAUGCAUAAAAGACAAGACAACAGGAAAAAUCACGUGCAGUUUUCCAGUCUCUACAACUUCAGGGACACCUUUCGCCACCAGUAUGACAACACCAAACGCAAGCACAGCAGCUACUGAACCAACUACUGACGCAACAGCCAACACAGAAACAAAUGCCACCACCUCGUCAGUAACAACUCAACCAGCACGAAGCUCAGAGCACCUCGCAGGGAGCAUUCUUUCAUUGAAUAGCACUGUUAACAGCACUGUGGCAAAAACCAUCUUCACAGACAUGAGCAGGACCAUUGACAGUCAAAGCAGUUCAGAUCAGAACGGCAAUAACAAGUUAAUACAGGCCGUGGAGAAACUGCUACAACUCAUAGAGAUGGAAAACGAGACUCUAACUAUUAACACACCUUCUGUGACCGUGGGGCUAAAGAAGGUGAACGGGAACAACUUUCAGAAGACCUCCUUCACAAUGACUGACAGUGGCCUGCAGGUUGAUGGUGAUUCCACUAAUGGAUCCACUCCUAAAGGCUCUAUUGUUCUACCUGCCUCCCUCCUGAAGAACCUCUCUCCCAAGGAGAAGAACCAAACUUCCAGCGUACAGUUUUGCUUCUAUCAGAAAACUUCUCUCUUUCAGUAUGGUGCGUCGAACACCACCGAGCUCAUCAGCGGAGUUCUGGCCUCCAGUGUGGCUAAGCUGAAUAUCUCCGGCCUGGAAGAGAACGUGACCAUUACCCUGAAGAAAACCAAGUCAACGGAUAAAAAUGUUCUCUGUACAUUUUGGAAAUAUGACUUAAACAAUGGCUCUGGUGGCUGGUCCUCUGACGGCUGCACUGUGUUGAGCAGCACUGCCAGUGAGAUUGUGUGCAGUUGUGACCAUCUCACCAACUUUGGUGUGCUGCUGGACUUCUCUAAUCAGUCAAUAACAAGUUACAAACAAGUUAUCAUCCUCAACAACAUAACCUACAUUGGUUGUGGCAUUUCUUCCAUUUUCCUCAUGGUCACCUUGGUUAUGUACCUGCGGUCAGAGAAGCUGCAUAAGGUUGUCCCAAAUAAAAUGCUGAUCCAGCUGUGUUUUGCCCUGCUGCUCCUGAACCUGGUGUUCUUCCUGGACUCGUUCCUGGCUAAGCAGCUCGACAGCGUGGGCCUCUGCAUCCCUACAGUCUUCUUCCUGAGCUACUUCCUGUUGGUCUCUUUCACUUGGGUAGCGCUGGAGUCUGUACACAUAUACCUGACCAUUGUCAAAGUUUUCAACAACUACGUCGCCCACUUCAUGGUCAAAGUAACGCUGCUGGGAUGGGGCAUUCCCCUGGUUGUGGUCAUCAUUCCUGUAGCUAUUAAUAAAUCAGUCUAUGGAAUUACAAGUACUAUGUUGGACAACGGAUCUGUGGAAUACUUCUGCUGGUGGAAAGACGUGAAUGUUUUCCGUAUUGUGGUGGGAGCGUAUUUCUCUGUGACCUACCUGAUGAACUUCACCAUGUUUAUAGUGGUGUUGACGCUAAUGUGCCGCAUUAAGAAGAAGACCCCCCAUCCCGGUCAGAACCGGACCGUGCUGCAGGACAUCUGGAGUGUGACCGCGCUUGCUGUGCUCAUGGGCCUCACCUGGAUCUUUGGUUUGUUCUCCUGGGGAUCUGCUCAUUUGUUCUUCACCUACCUGUCUGCCAUCUGCAAUUCGCUGCAGGGCUUUUUCAUCUUUGUGUUCCGCUGUGCUGCGAAGGAAGAAAUCAGACGACAGUGGCGGAAACACGUGUGCUGUGGAAAAUGCAUGCUGGGGGAAAUUCCAGAGAGAGCUCAAACGGCCUGGAGUAGGGUCACCACCUCAGUCCUGUCGUUCAGAUUCUCUUCAAGCAGCCAGGAAAGAAAUGUUUCCAGAUCAAAGUUUGACAGCUACCCAGACAUCGCCUGCUCCGCCACUCAUACAGAACUAAAAUCAUUAUCCAGCUGUGUGAUGGUAACAGGACCAAAAAAUGUCUCGGACGGACGGACGAGCGAAUGGACAGACGAAGCUACAAGCGAAGGAAAGGAUGAACGAACAGUGUUCUUGUGUGGAUAAACAAAUGACUGGGCAGCAGGCAGCUACAGACAGGUGGGCUAGCUUGCCAGCUUUUGGUAAUGCAGGGUUGCUUUAGCUCAGCAAGUUUCUCCAACUCUGAAACUUGUGUGGGCGGGGCCAGAGAAAUCAGCCUUGUGAUUGGUCAGGGGAAUGCUUACGGAAGCGUUACCCAACACCCAGUUUAUGUUGACAGUAGAGAAGUAUGGUGACAUAUAUUGGCCAGUUAUUGGUCAGUGGAACAUUAUUCUCACAUACUAAGUACAUGUUUACUGUUUGCCUGCGAGAACAUGAUCAGAAAGGCACCAGAUUUAGGUUCUCCAGUUCUUUAAAGCCCGUUCGUUGUUUUUGCCUCCUGUCUGAUCAGCUUACUACUGUCUUAUUAAGUGGGGAUGUUGAAAAUGCAAGAUGUCAGGUGUUUAAUUUGGCUUUCUGUGUGUGUUCAGUUCUUUCAUUGUACAGUGAUGAUGUAACACUGAUCUUUUUAACUUGUAGGGAACGCGUGUACGGACAGAACGAUCACUCAGGAGCCCACCUCAGACGUAGAUAUGUGACAAUAAGUAUCUAAAUUAGGAGACACGUGAUAUCGUGGCAGGUCCAGUGUUUUUUAAUGGGUAAUAUGUUGUCAGUAUACAUAACUUGGAAGUGACAUACAAAGCAUCCAAAGGUACUCAUUAUGUGCACUUUCCAGUUUUCCAGGGAAGUGUGUUUAAUUGAGGGCUGGAUCAUGACUUAAGCUGUGGGAAGCCAUUCGGCUGCGUUCACACAGCAGGUAAAAGUGGCCCAAAUCAGAUUUUUUCCUUCAGAUGUGACACAGGUGUGUGUCUGUGUGUCAGUGUGAACAGGUAAACACGCUGAAUCUGACAUGAUCAAUUCUGAUUUGAGACGCUUUCAUAUGUGGCACUGAAAUCCGAUCCAUAUCCGAUCUGCAGCAAUGCAACUUAGUUUGAACGGCCAGAUCAGAAUUCAGGCGUUUUUUUAUGUCAAUCCAACUCGACAUUCGUCGUGAUUUUGCACUGCUGAACAUUUAGGCUGAUGUUUCUGCACAAAAAUGAUUAAAGACUCAUUCAAAAACGCUCCGUUUGAAGGGAUUUCUAAUGAAAUGUCCGAACGCGGCCGCAGGAGAACGAGGCCGCAGCGUCAAAGAACAGUUAAAAGUCUAAAAGUGAAGUUUAAAGAACCCGAAGAUGAGAACCGAAGAAGUGGCCGCGCCCUUUUUACGUCUCGAACACGUUCUGUGUGAUGAGCCCAGCUGUCAGUCAGUGAAGCUUCAUGAUGCUCCUGUGAUGCUGGUGAAGAUGAAGCUGAUCCUCCGGGAGCGACUGGUUUGUUGGCGGUUGUGAUUGUUUACCUCUGGAUGAGCCGUGACGCAGCGUGACGCUCAGGUCUUUUGAGUCGGUUUAGGAGCUGAUCUGUUCAGACUGUCGCAUACAGACCACGUUUACAAGAUCAUCUGAACAGACAAACAAAACAAUCAGAUUUGGAGAGAAAAUCAGAUUCAGGCCUGUGUGAACUGUGUGAACGUAGCCUUAGUCUGACCACUCAAGUCUUGUGGGCUGCCACACACAUUUGGGAUGAAAUUUGAUAGAAACUACAGCCACAUGCCAAAGUUUGUUCGCGCUGGUCGAAUACCUUGUUGUGUUUACUUUUGAAGUGAAAAUUAGUUUGCACAUCCUUUACAGGACGGAACUUAAAAUGGCAAUUUUUCACAAUUUUUUUUUCUGCAUAAUUUCUAUUUCUUUGAUGAUAUUAAAAAAAAAAGAAAGAAAGAAAAUAAAAUAUAAAACGUGCCGUGACUUUUGCUCAGAUGGCCACAUUUUGGUUUUUUUCCACAAUGUGUUAAAUUCUGCAAAUAAGAUUUCUAAUUGGGCUUUAGGAAAUGUGCAGAACAGGGGUGUUGAAACUUAUUUUCAGUCGUAAAACCUACAGAAUGUGUCAUUUAACCAGGGGUGCUCAAACUUUUGCAUACGUGUGUAGGCCCCUCAUUGAUUUCUGAGUUUCAUUCUUACCUGAUAUCAGUAAUUGUUUUUGUACUUAAUUAUACUCACUGGUCCAUAAAGCACAUUCAGUGGUUCUGACGAUAUACUGCAUCCAGUCCAGUCACUACUCUGCCCUGUGCUUCAUGUACAACCAGCUUAUCUCUGAAAACCAGUUCACCAGCUGACUGGGUAACCGUAACUCUGCGGUCUGUAGGAGUGCAGAGUGACGUAAGUCACGAUUCAGUUCUAAGUGGAUAAGUGGCUUGAACAGCUGUUGCUCACAGCUGUAGUGUGCUCUUUCAUUUUCAGUGCUGUAUAUUAAACAUAAAUUAUUUGUAAAAUUGUCUUAUUAUUCAAAAGCGCUGUGACAUCCUAUUGUUAUAAUAACCAAAUGAUGCAGAACUGUUACAGUAACUAAACAGUACAUUUAUACAGCAACUACCGGAUACAGAUGGACUGAUUAGUAGGCUUUCAAUGCAAUAUAAGCUCUUUUUCUUAUUUUAUGUUAUUUAAAUAUUGUUCCAUAAUGUUUUCUUCUGUAGUGCAGCUACAAACUGAUCAGAUGUUGUAGAUGGAUAUUGUUCAAUUAAAUGUGUGUCAAAUAAAAUGGUGUUUAUAUCAAUA